This is a messenger RNA of Gryllus bimaculatus (two-spotted cricket), 1842 nucleotides long. The record is from the annotation of a GenBank genome assembly. NCBI's taxonomy places the organism in Eukaryota, Metazoa, Arthropoda, Insecta, Orthoptera, Gryllidae.
CUGUGAUGUCUGUGCUCCUGGUCCGUCGUGGUCCGAAAGCGUCCGAGGGGGAGCACGUUGUUUUCACAGACACGUGGGCGACGCUUCCGCUAUCCGAGCGCACGGUGUUUCAGCAUGCAUUGUUUAAUAUUGUGUAUACAUUACAAAAAUAUUUUCUAAGAAACUUAUUGUUUACUACGCGUGGAUAUAAGUGCAAAUGAGAAGUACUAAACUCGCGUAAACGGGGCGUUACAUACUGUCAGUUACUUAUUUAACCUGUGGAUUUCUCCAACGGUGUUGCUAUGGAAUCUGUACAGGGAGUCAAGAGGCCACAUCCACAAAACGAAGAUGCACAGAGUGAUAGUGCGAAGAGAAGUUUUCUGAGUUUGAACAGCAGUGGAGUGUCUGACAAUAGUGGGACUGCAGAAUUUGGGGAAGAAUUUUUGGAAAAAAGAGUUGGAAGAGGGGAGUUUGUGAGAAGAGGAGGGAGGGAAUUUGGAGAAAGCGGGAGUAGAGGAAGAGGAGUAUUUCAGGACAAGGGCAGAGUAUCUGGAGACAAAGAGAGUUUUGGCAGGGGCAGAGGUUUCAGAGACGAAGGUGGUUUUAGCAGGGGCAGAGAAUUUGAUGAAAAAGGGAGUUUUGUCAGAGGCAGAGGAAUCGAAGGGGAAGGAGGAUUUGACAGGGACAGAGAAUCUGGAGACAAAGAAAGUUUUGUCAGGGGCAGAGAAUUUGAUGAAAAGGGGAGUUUUGUCAGAGGACUCAGGGGCGAAGGAGGUUUGUACAGGGACAGAGAAUCUGGAGACGAAGGGAGUUUUGGCAGAGGCAUAGGAUUUAGGGGCGAAGCAGGUUUUGGCAGGGGCAGAGAAUUUGGAGACAAAGGGAGUUUUGGUAUGGGCAGAGGAUUAGGAGGCAAAGGGGGUUUUGGCAGGGGCAGAGGAUUCAGAGGGGAGGGUGUUGGCAGGGGCAGAGGAUUAGGAGGCAAAAGUGGUUUUGACAGAGGGAGAGGAAUGAGAGAACAGGGUGGAUUUGGGCAGGGUUUAAUUGGUAACAUGAGACAGGCAGAUGAUUUCUCCACAAAGGAUGGAAAAAUUUGUGUUUCAAAUGGUUCAUCAUCCUCAAAAGUGUACCCUGACUUCCCAGAUUGGAGUGCUGACAAAAUACAUGAUGUAUUAGAGAAGAUCCACAUUGUUCGAAGUCCACAUGCAGAACCAGACAAGACAAUAUGGAACACAUUAGUAAAAGAAGUAAAUCCAACUUUAAGAAGUGUUCUUCAUUAUUGCAAGAAAAUGUUGUACAUUAUUACAAAGAAAGUAGAGGUGGAAGGGCUUCCUCAAGAGCCAGGUUCUUUUGCAGAUACCAUAAAAGAAAAAGCAAAUUUAUGGCAUUAUCAAGAUAAUGAAAUAUAUAGUAUAUUUUGCAAUACUAUGCGCCCUUCCGAAAGGUGUCAGUAUUAUGUUCAUCACUGGGAAAAGAAGAAAGAUAUUGAAUUGAUGUGGUUCAAUUACUACAAGAAGAAACCAGAAGAUUUUCAAGAACUGUGUAAAGUCAGUGCACUUGAUAAAUUUAGAGAUUUUGAAUUAAAUUCUUAGAAAAAUAAUUUAUGUAAUAAAUGUCCAUAUUGUAAAUAAAAAGUCAUAUUUAAUUAUUAUUAUUAUAAUGUUAAUAAGUUCAUGAUAUUGAUCAUAGUUCCUAAUAUCCUCUCUGUAUGAGAGAUUGAAUAUAAAGAUUAUAUGGUGUGUCAAAGCAUAUCUCCCCCUCCAGAUGUUCCAAUGCCGGAAAUCACUUGAGGACCAAACAAACUGGAGAGGAUAUUAAAGUUUUAUGUGGGGUUAUUGAACAUCAGUAAUAAAGUGAGUCAUUUAG